GGAGCGGCCGCCAUCUACACCACCCAGAUGGAUGACCACCUGGGCUCGGUGGCCGUGCAGCACCGCGAGGUCCAGGGCCACGAGAGCGAGACCUUCCACACCUACUUCAAGCAGGGACUCGUCUAUAACAAGGGUGGGGUGGCCACUGGCAUGAAGCACGUGGAGACAAACACCUACAACGUCCAGCGCCUGCUGCACGUGAAGGGAAAGAAGAACGUGGUGGCAGGAGAGGUGGAGAUGAGCUGGAACAGCUUCAACCGGGGGGACGUGUUCCUGCUGGACUUGGGCCAGCUCAUCAUCCAGUGGAAUGGCCCUGAGAGCAACCGAAACGAGAGGCUGAAGGCAAUGACCCUGGCCAAGGACAUCCGGGACCGGGAGCGCGGGGGCCGUGCCAAGGUGGGCAUAGUGGAUGGUGAAGAUGAGGGUGCCUCUCCGGGGCUCAUGGAAGUCCUCACGCAUGUGCUGGGCGAGAAGAGGGACAUCAAGGCAGCCACCCCUGAUGACAAAGUGGACCAGAAGCUCAAGUCCUCCCUCAAGCUCUACCACGUCUCCAACGCCAGCGGCAACCUGGUCAUACAGGAGGUGGCGAUUCGACCCCUGACUCAAGACAUGCUCAUGCAUGAGGACUGCUACAUCCUCGAUCAAGGAGGUCUCAAGAUCUUCGUGUGGAAGGGCAAGAAUGCCAACAAGGAGGAGAAGCAGCAGGCGAUGAGCAGGGCGCUGGGCUUCAUCAAAGCCAAGAACUACCCUGACAGCACCAGUGUGGAGACAGAGAAUGAUGGGUCUGAAUCGACCAUCUUCAGGCAGCUCUUCCAAAAAUGGACCGUCCCCAACCAGACCACUGGGUUGGGCAAGACCCACACUGUGGGCAAAGUGGCCAAGGUGGAGCAGGUGAAGUUUGACGCCGCCACACUGCAUGCCAAGCCCCAGAUGGCUGCCCAGCAGAAGAUGGUGGAUGAUGGAUCCGGGGAGGUGGAGGUCUGGCGCGUGGAGAACCAGGAGCUGGUGCCCGUGGACAAAAGGUGGCUGGGCCAUUUCUACGGCGGGGACUGCUACCUGGUGCUCUACACAUAUUUCGUGGGGCCCAAGGUGAACCGCAUCAUCUACCUCUGGCAGGGCCGCCAAGCCAGCACAGACGAGCUGGCCGCCUCUGCCUACCAAACCGUCAUCCUGGACCAGAAGUACAACAACGAGCCCAUACAAGUCCGCGUCACCAUGGGCAAGGAGCCAGCCCACUUGAUGGCCAUCUUCAAGGGCAAGAUGGUGGUAUACGCGGGUGGCACCUCACGGGAGGGCAGCAAGGAGCCCACACCCUCCACCCGCCUCUUCCACGUGCGUGGCACCAAUGAGUACAACACCAAGGCCUUUGAGGUGCCCGUCUGUGCCUCCUCUCUCAACUCCAACGAUGUCUUUUUGCUGAAGACCCCCAGCUGCUGCUACCUCUGGUAUGGGAAGGGCUGCAGCGGGGAUGAGCGUGAGAUGGGCAAGACAGUGGCCGACAUCAUCUCCAAGGCGGAGAAGCUAGUGAUCGCGGAGGGACAGGAGCCAGCUGAGUUCUGGCUGGCUCUAGGGGGCAAGUCCCAGUAUGCCAACAGCAAGAGGCUGCAGGAGGAGAACCCCUCCGUGUCUCCCCGACUCUUUGAGUGCUCCAACAAGACAGGCACUUUCUUGGCCACGGAGAUCGUAGACUUCACCCAGGAUGACCUGGAGGAGGAUGAUGUUUACCUGCUCGACACCUGGGACCAGGUUUUCUUCUGGAUUGGGAAAGGUGCCAAUGAGUCAGAGAAGGAGGCAGCAGCGGUGAUGGCGCAGGAGUACCUGCGGAGCCACCCCAGCGGGCGCGACCUCGAUACCCCCAUCAUCGUGGUGAAGCAAGGCCACGAGCCCCCCACCUUCACAGGCUGGUUCCUGGCCUGGGACCCUCUCAACUGGGCCGACAAGAAAUCCUACGAGGUGCUGAGGGCCGAGCUGGGGGAUGAGAGCAACCUCGGGCAGCUCACCUCAGUGGUCAUAUCCAGUCAAGAUGUCUUCACCACCACCACCCCCAUCCUUCCUGACAAACUCCAGAUCUUCCCCCUGGACGUGCUGGUGAAUACCUCGGCCGAGGACCUGCCGCGGGGUGUGGAUCCCAGCAGGAAGGAGUACCACCUCUCUGACCAGGACUUCGAGGCUGUAUUUGGCAUGAGUCGCUCCACCUUCAGCAACCUCCCCUUGUGGAAACAACAGAAGCUCAAGAAAGACAAAGGACUCUUCUAG
Messenger RNA from Phaethon lepturus (White-tailed tropicbird), 2256 nucleotides. It is a transcript of the gene VIL1, whose product is annotated as villin 1. The annotation marks the transcript as partial. Gene Ontology annotation, molecular function: phosphatidylinositol-4,5-bisphosphate binding; actin filament binding. The record is from RefSeq and is a predicted model, not a curated record. Gene Ontology annotation, biological process: regulation of lamellipodium morphogenesis; actin polymerization or depolymerization; actin filament severing. The transcript is spliced from 17 exons. NCBI's taxonomy places the organism in Eukaryota, Metazoa, Chordata, Aves, Phaethontiformes, Phaethontidae. Gene Ontology annotation, cellular component: actin cytoskeleton; lamellipodium; cytoplasm.